Messenger RNA from Microtus oregoni (creeping vole), 2025 nucleotides. RefSeq names its product fas apoptotic inhibitory molecule 1. Bases 333 to 938 code for a protein of 201 amino acids. Gene Ontology annotation, biological process: negative regulation of extrinsic apoptotic signaling pathway via death domain receptors; canonical NF-kappaB signal transduction; positive regulation of neurogenesis. Lineage: Eukaryota; Metazoa; Chordata; Mammalia; Rodentia; Cricetidae. The transcript has 7 exons. The record is from RefSeq and is a predicted model, not a curated record.
GUGGGUGGGUGUCUCGGUGAGCCCGGAAGGCAAUAGGAGGCUGGGACCCCGGCUUGCGGAUGCGGGAGCCGGGCGGGCGCGUCCGCGGGAGCUAGCGGCUGACUGCACAGCGGGAUCGGGAGCCCGUGGCCUGGCGCCGGGCAAGAUCUCUCUACAUAGCCCUUACUGUCCCAGAACUCAACCUGUACACCAGGCUGGCCCCAAACUCACAGAGAUCUGCCUGCCUCUGCCUCCCAAGUACUGGGAUCAAAAGCAUGCUCCAUCACACCAGUGACUCGGUGUCUUUUAUGCUUGGAUUAGAAAAGGUGUUAUAAUCAAGACUGUUGCUAACCAUGGCAUCUGGAGAUGACAGUCCUAUCUUUGAAGAUGAUGAAAGCCCUCUUUAUAGCCUGGAAAAAAUGACAGACCUUGUAGCUGUGUGGGACGUUGCAUUAAGUGAUGGAAUCCACAAGAUUGAAUUUGAGCAUGGGACCACAUCCGGCAAACGAGUUGUGUACGUGGAUGGGAAGGAAGAAAUAAGAAAAGAAUGGAUGUUCAAAUUGGUGGGCAAAGAAACCUUCUGUGUUGGAGCUGCAAAAACCAAAGCCACCAUAAACAUAGAUGCUGUCAGUGGUUUUGCAUAUGAGUACACUCUGGAGAUCGAUGGGAAAAGCCUUAAGAAGUACAUGGAGAACAGAUCAAAGACCACCAACACCUGGGUGCUGCACUUGGACGGCGAGGACUGCAGAGUGGUUCUGGAGAAAGAUACUAUGGAUGUAUGGUGCAAUGGCCAAAAAAUGGAGACAGCAGGCGAGUUUGUAGACGAUGGGACUGAAACACACUUCAGAAUUGGGAACCAUGAUUGUUACAUAAAAGCCGUGAGCAGCGGGAAGAGAAGAGAAGGGAUCAUCCACACACUCAUUGUGGAUAACAGGGAGAUCCCAGAGGUCUCUCAGUGACUGCUUCUGAAUGAGUUCCAGGCUGAAGAGGUGACGUCAGGACUUGCUAAUGACUGUGGUAAUUAAAUGUGUUCAUGCUGUACAUAUCUGUAGAUUUAAUCUGCGAUGUUUUUAUUUUUAUCUUUUGUUACUUGAAACUGUAAUAUUCUAAUGGUCAAGAAAAUGGAAUCAUAAAAAUUUAUUUUUUAACUAAUGUGUUUCUAAUUCAAAUGGAAAAUAAAAUAUGGACCCAAACCACUAACAUCUCACCACAGUAACCUUGACUACAGUAAACACUGUAAAAUAAAAUGGUGCUGCUGGCUGUGGCCUACAGUGGGUUUGUUUUCAUGUCUCACAUGCGCAGGUAGGUUGGCCUGUAUUUGAAGCAGCUGGUUUAUAAUCAUGCAAUUUGUGUAACCAGAGAAAACAAAAAGCAUUUUCUGUCUGAAAACAUGAAAAAAAAUCCGAUAAUGUCAUAUAAGAAUUUAAUUUAGGUGCUAGAGAGAUGGUUUAGCAGUUAGGAGUUCAUGGUGCCCUCUUGCGGAGGACCUGGGUUCCAUUCCCAGUAUCCACACGGUAGCUCACAACCAUCUGUAAAUUCCAGUCCUUGGUGAUCUAACACCCUAUUUUGGCCUCCAAGGAUUAUCAGAUAUGCAUCUGGUGAACAUACAUACCUUCAGACAAAACACUUAUAUACAUAAAAUAAAAAUAAAUCCCUCAAAAAUGAAAAGAUUUCCAUUUAUCUGGGUGUGGUGGUAUAUGUUUUUAAUUCCUGUACUUGGGAGGCAGAGGCAGGCUGGUUUCUAUAUUUUGCGGGUCAGCUUGUAAGAUAGCAAAUUCCAGGCCAGCCAGGGCUGCGUUGUGAAAACCUUGUCUCAAAAAAGAAAGGAAGAAAAGAGAUGGUUAAAUAGGAAGGUGCCUGCCACCAGCCCAGUGAUCUGUGUCCAGUCCCCAGGACCAUGGCAGAAGGGAGAACUGAUUCCUCGAAGUUGUGCUUGGAUGUGUGCUCUGGCACGUGUGCCCAAAUCCAUACCCACAAAGUUAAUUUUUUAAAAACUGAAUUUAGAAUGUGGGUUUAUGAAGAGGUUGCUUUAUUUUCAUUUGUAUA